CUCUCUCUCUCUCUCUCUCUCUCGCUCUCUCUCUCUCUCUCUUCCUCUUUCUCGCUCUCUUUCUCUCACAUUUCCGAUAUGAAUGCACUCAUCGCCCUUGCAGUCUGGUGCCAACCCCACGGUCCAGUCACGAUCCUCACCACACAGCAUCGACGACCAACUUCAUCCUCUCUCUGCAACGGCAAACGCCCCGUCAAAGAUAGCUCCACACAACCCAGCACCAGCACCAGCAACAGUAGUAGCAACGGCCAUUUAGAUGCCGGCAACGAUACCCCACACAAAUCACCAUCCGUUCCACAGCAGAAUGAAGCCCAUUCAAAAGACUCUGUAUCAGCAGCACAACCUCCCAAAGAUAUCUCAAGUUCCAACUCCUCGCUCGACACCCAGGCACGUCCGACCUCUGCUUCCCCCCCAACCUCAACAACCGAUACAACAGCCACGACAGCAACCUCCGUCUCCUCGAACUCACACACUCUGGAACCCAAGAAAUCGAGGCGAUCUCUACAUCAGCAAUCACCUAGUACUAAUUCGGGCCCCAGUCCUGUCGGUGGACGCCCUUCGUCAGCACACCCAGCCUUAUCGCCCCCAAGCAACGCCAGCAGCAAUUCGUGUGAAUGUCAAUUCAGUGUGCCUAGUGGGGAAAAGUCGCUCCACUCGGUCGAUCCUUUCAACAAGGAGUUGUCGUAUAUCAGUCAGCCUGCUCCCGUGGAUGCGAGUUUGUUUGCACCUAUCCGUAUUGCCUGCAUUCGAUCACUCAACUCGGAGACGUACUGCGGACGAGAGGGCUCAGUGUUCUUUGGCGACGGCAUGAACGGUUACGUGCUCUCGUACAUGUUUACGGUGUAUGAUGCACAAUCUCGAGGGCACCGGGUCAAGUACACGAUCAUGACUAUGAUGACCGACCGUGUCUAUCUCGUCGCCAGUAUGGAGUAUCUAAUCAGCCAGUUUCAAGUGAUCGCGUCCAACCUACAGUCGAUGGCGAACGCCCUAUGCUCUCAACAACCCUCGCCUGCGACGAGAUCUUUCUCCUUUUCCUCAUCCCAUCAUCGAGGAUCCAUCAUGCCCGAGAAUGCGCCGACAAAGCGAGGACGACCCCUGACGGACGUAUUGGCAAAGCCCGAUAUCUUUGUGCAAUUACACGCGGCGUUUGUGUCGGUGCUGAGUAAUUGUAGUCGACGGCUGACGGAGCGGCAUGUACAGGGACGACCGAAUAGUGAGUGCUUGCUACAUGAACGGAGUCAGGAACAGCAGCAGCAGGAAAGUCAAGGAUCAUCAACAGAGACCGGAGAUCAAGUAUCGUUGAUCAAUUCAUUACGGGAUCUAAGGCGCGCGCUGGGACAACAGCCGUUCAAUCGACUCGUGUGGAACGGCGUUGUUGGAAACCAGGUCAUUGUGCGCGGCGAAGAUACCAAGAUCGUGCAUGAGAUCAUUCGAUCCUUAGAGGAUGUAUUACCGAAGGAUUGCUGCACGAUUAUCACGGACGGAUCAAGCUACGAACCCAGUUAUGCAUGCAACAUCCUCGGCCUCGAUCGAUCGAUCCCCAUACCCCCGGACUUGGAUCCACAGGACUUUAUUUUACUGGAUAUCUGUCCCAUCGAUCCUGACAACCAGAUUCCAACGCCCCCUAUCUCUCUCCCAACUGAGAAUAAGCUCAAGAUCGGAACCACAACAACGACAACGUCUCCAGGAUAUCAGGCGGACUGGUCCAGUGCUACGCUUGUUGCAGACAUGGAGGCGCUUUCAACACAAAUGGAGAACACUACGGCCGCGGAUGGGAAACUAUUGGACGGCCAGGCAGAUGGAACGAGGUUACCGACAUCGCUGCCGACUGAGGAUUCUUCUUUGCACAAUAACAGCGAUGAUAUGCGACAGAGAUAUCUGUUGCAGGCCGGCGAGGAACCGCCCGAGGCGCUAGAGCCGCCAGGGUUCGGGGAUAUGAAUGGGCUGGAUGCUUUGGGGAAGCGGAUGCACCAACAAUCGCCGCCUUCGCCGCUUCUGCAACACCAGCACCAGCAGCAGCAGCAGCAGCAGGGUGUGUGUGCACUAUAUAUUGAGACGGUGAAUGAGAUUUUAGACUUGAAGAUGCCAAGAGCGAUCGAGUCGAAGCGGCUAGCGCUACUGAGAGAGGAAUGGAUUAGUAAAUCGAUCCAGUUUCAUAACCUGUACAAGGCUGGCAAGGCGUCGAAUGAGGCUGUGGUGGAACGGUUUUUGAGGUCCUUGAGGGUUGAUCGGCGGGAUCUGAAGAUCUUGAGGUUCUUUACACGGUGUGCGAAAUCGAGUACUUUCCAGGCGCAGAAAUAUCGAAGCGAGGAUCCUAUCGCUGUCGCUGUUAAUCAGCAACAACAACAGCAACAGCAACAAGAGCAACAGCAGCAAUAGGAGUAGUGGAGAAGAAUAAAG
Messenger RNA from Gamsiella multidivaricata, 2400 nucleotides. RefSeq names its product vesicle coat protein. Gene Ontology annotation, biological process: positive regulation of GTPase activity; positive regulation of TORC1 signaling. The record is from RefSeq and is a predicted model, not a curated record. Gene Ontology annotation, molecular function: GTPase activator activity. Bases 79 to 2379 code for a protein of 766 amino acids. Gene Ontology annotation, cellular component: cytosol. Lineage: Eukaryota; Fungi; Mortierellomycota; Mortierellomycetes; Mortierellales; Mortierellaceae. The transcript has 7 exons.